Globicephala melas (long-finned pilot whale) is the source of this 3543-nucleotide messenger RNA. RefSeq names its product coiled-coil domain containing 57 (gene CCDC57). The record is from RefSeq and is a predicted model, not a curated record. Gene Ontology annotation, cellular component: centriole; spindle microtubule; centriolar satellite. Gene Ontology annotation, biological process: positive regulation of mitotic cell cycle; centriole replication; microtubule nucleation. Lineage: Eukaryota; Metazoa; Chordata; Mammalia; Artiodactyla; Delphinidae.
GCGCGCCCGGAUAGCGGCAGACGGACUCGGGUUACCAUGGCAACGCGCCGGGACCGGAGGCUGCUCGUAGCGGGCGUUCUGGGUGAGGCGCGGACGCGGGGGCGGCGCGGGGGGCCGCCGAGGGGCCUCAGGGGCCCGCAACGUGGGAGGCUUCGGCCUCUCGGCUCGCUUUUCACGGGCGUCUUUGCUUUCCUUGGAAAAACCCGAGACGUUCAAGUCCUGCCAGACGCAGUGCGCUGGGUGGGAGGGCCGGGGGCGUUCUCUGCCGGCACGCUUUGUUUCGAGUGCUCUAGUGUUUAUUCGACCCCUCCAGGAACCUGAAGAGUGCGUGGCUUGUGGGAUCUUAGUUCCCCAACCAGGGAUUGAACCCAGGUCCUUGGCAGUGAAAGCACGGAGUCCUAACCACUGGACCGCCAGGGAAUUCCCGAUUCCUUAUUGAUUUAAGUUUUGCUGCCGACAUGCUGCCCCUGCCCACAGAGCAGGCCCUGAAUGCCCUGCUGGCUCGCAAGGAGGAGGAGUGGCGAGCACUGCAGGCCCAGCACUCCCAGUUGCGGGAGGCAGCCCUGCAGGACGCUCAGCGCCAGCUGGAGGAGGCACAGGGGAAGCUGCGACGCCUGCGGGAGGACUUUGUCUACAACCUGCAGGUGCUGGAGGAGCGGGACCGGGAGCUGGAGCGCUACGACGCUGCAUUUGCCCGGGCCCGUGGGCUGGAGGAGGCCAGGCAGGCCGAGGUGAGCGAGCUCAAGAUCGAGGUGGCCAAGCUGAGGCAGGCGCUGGCCGGCGAGGCCCGGCGGGUGGAGGAUCUGCAGCAGCAGUCCCAGCAGAGGUUGCAGGAACACCGCCUAGAGCUGGAGCGGGUCCACAGUGACAGGAACAGUGAGCUGGACCAGCAGCGGGAGCAGUAUGGGAACCUGAAGUGGAAGCUGGAAAGGAGGCUGGAGGAGCUGGACAGCGAACUUGCCCUGCAGCGGCAGGAGCUGCUCCAGGAGUUUGAAUCUGAAAUGCAAAAGCGGGAGCACGCGUUCCGCCUGCAGGCUGACAGCAUGAGCAAUGUGGUCCUAGCACACGAGCUCAAGAUUAAACUGCUGAACAAAGAGCUCGUGGCCCUGAGAGAGGCCGGGGUGAAGGCUGCGGAGUCCCUGCAGAGCGCCGAGGCGGUGAAUGCAGAGCUGGAGGAUAGGCUGCAGCACAGAGACUGGGAACUCAGGGACCUGGCUGCCGUGAAGGACGCCCGGAUAAAAGACUUAGAGGGUAAACUUCACUCUGUGCAGCUCACCAAGAAAAAAGAAGAGGAGACGUUUAGGAGGAAGCAUGAGGAGCUGGACCGUCUGGCCAGGGAGAGGGACACGGUGCUGAUGGCAGCGAAGAGCGCCCAUGCGGAGCAGCUGCAGGCAGUAGAGGCCAGGGCCCUGGAGCUGCAGGUGAACUGCGAGAACCUCGAGGUGCAGCUCCGCAGGGCUGAGUGGAGGCAGGCGGACACCACCAAGGAGAAGGACGCCGCCAUUGACAAACUUCGGGAAGAUGCAUCAGCUCUAAAAUCUGGCUGGGAUGCCCAGAUUGCUCAACUUUCCAAGGAGAUGAUCUCCAAAGACCUCCAGGUUCAGGCGCUGCAGGAAGAAGAGGUGAAGCUGAAGGCACAGCUGGCCAGAUGCCAGCAGGACAUUGGAAGGUACAAACAGCAGCUGUCUCUGGCAGUAGAGAGGGAGCAGAGCCUGGAGCGUGACAAGGUGCAGUUGGAGCUGGACUGGCAGCGCCGCUGCGAGGGUGUCGAGCGGGAGCAGUACCGGCGGGCUGAGGACUUGAUUCAGGGCCUAACCGCGGCCAGAGACCAGGUUGCUGCCAAGUUGCAGGAGACAGAGCGGGUGCUGUGUGGCCAGGAGGUGGUGCUGAAGGCCGUGACCCGAGAGAGAGACCAGGCUGUGCAGGCGCUGCGGACACGCGGACUCCACCCUGAGGAGGAGGCGCAGAUGCUUGUAAGGCAUCAAGAAGAAGAAAUAAGUAAAAGUUUUCCAUCUACUGUGAUCCAGCAGCUACAAGAGCAGAACACAAGCUUGCGAAACGUUAUUGCACAGAUGAGGAAAGAAAUGGAAACUCUAAGUGAUCAGAUUCUUCCUUCUGCCCAGUUAGGAGGGGAGACCUCACAAACAAACCAGCCUGACCCAAAGGCAGCCGCUGAUUCAACUGUACCUGAUUAUGUUCUGGCCCUUGAAGCAGAAAUGCGAACUCUAAAGCAUAAAUUAAAAACAUUGGAGGAACAACUAGAAGAUGUGUUAGAUGCUUCGAAGACGACCUCGUCCUGUGCUGGCGUUCAACGCAGUGUCCUGGCCUCCACAGACACCACCGGAGGAGCUGUGCCGGUCGAUGGUCCAUCCACGGGACUGGCGCUCCAGAGGCUUGGAGACAGGGCACAUCUCCUGAGCUCCCUGGUGGCACAACUCAGACAGAAGAUCUGUUCCAGACCCCUUCCCAGAGCUGGCCGCCUUCCUAACAUUGUCUCUGAAACGGCCUCCCAGGUGCUGCGGGAACCCCUGGACGUGGACACCAUCCAGCGAGAGCUUCCCCACGAGCUGGACCAGGUGCACCUGGAGGUUUUGCAGCUGCGGAAGCAGGUGGCUGAGAUUGAGAAGCAUCUCAGGUCAGCCCAGAAGGAAGGCGGGGGUGCUUCAGGCAGGCAGCAACCGCACGCCUCAGACACCGAGGCUGUCGGGGGAGAGGGCCCGGCACGUGGAGGACCCGCAGGGACCGAGGACCAGGAGGCACAGCCCCCUCAGGCCCUGUCUGUGCCCCGACUCCAGAGGAAGCUCAAGGAGGCAGCCAGGAAAAUCCUGCGGCUGCACCUGGAGAAGGAGCAGCUCCUGGAGCUGGGGAACCGGCUGCGUGCAGAGCUGGGCCACCUCACUGGGAAGCUGCCUCAUCACCCCCUUCCUACCCCUGAGGCCCAGGGUUCAGGUGAGGCACCUGAUGCACGCUUGGGACCGUUGCAACCCCGUCUCACAACUCAGGACUCUAAGAAUGCCAAGAAAGAAUGUUUCCCUGAACGCUCAGGAGAGAGCCAAGCCCGCUUGGCACAGACAGUCUGCAGAAGGGAUGCUGAGCCAGGCUGCACAGCGGGGCCAGGGCUGAGGCAACACAGAAUCUCCACAGUGACUUGCAGAUCAGCUCCUCAGAAAGAAAACCAGUCCCCAAAGCCACGCCUGGCUCAAGAAUUCCAGGAGGAAAAUGGCCACCACACCCAAAGGUCCUCAUCACUUGCCAGCAGUUCCCUCCAGGACACAUGGAAGUUACUGGACCUGGGAUCCAGCCCUUCUGGCCUCACCUCCCAGGACGACUCGCCUCCAGAGCACCCAGCACCUCCAGCAGCCUACAGCCUCCAACACCCCGAGGGGAGCUCCCUGGCGCCUUGGGCGGCCUUUGCCGUCGAAGGGAUGAAGAUGGAAGCCCAAGCAAGGGGCAAGCCUGCCAGACACCCCAGGGCUCAUCCUGCAAAACCUAAAGGCUGCCAGCGGCCCCCCAAGAUUCGUAACCACAACUCCAAGGACUGAC